AGUGCACCAAAGGUAUCAGGUUCCAAUAGUUUGCUUUAAUGUGUGGUGAAUUUUCUAUUAUAGCGAAUUGAGGAACCUGUGUUUGACGGCUGUUUCGGGUUGGUUUGACUGUGAAAUGUAGCAAAGCAUCUAAUCCUCAAAACUUGCAUUAAACAUUUUAUAGAAAGCUUCAUCAGCCAGAAGUGUCGAUUUGGUGAAUGAGCCAGCCAUCUGCCGUGACUGGCCAGAAUCCGGCAAAGUUCUGAGACAUCAUCAUAACAACAAGCUAAGGAUGCUGACACACAGGUGGAAGAAGAUUGGUCAUUCUUGUUACCACUGACAGGAUCUGAGAGACCAAACACACGAGCAGAGCCAUAAAAAGAAGAAAAACUCUUUGCUGAAAAUGACCCCCAUACGGGCAAGACAAGCUGAAGCUCAAAGAGAAAAUAAGGAAAAAGAUGUCUUACACUGUUUAAGUUCAAACAUCUCUGAAGCUGGACUUUUAGAAGGGAGUGUAAGUGACACACACUCAUUGAAUAACAUGUCAGGAUCGUCAGAGUGCCACACGGACAGUGACUUUUCAGAUCAAGAGCAGGAAAGCAUUGAAAUGUCAAAAUGGGCAGCAGCUGUGGAAUUAGACUUGAAGCCAGAACCUUUUGAUGGGGACCUGGAUCAUUAUUCCACAGAAACUGCGUUUUACCCAGAGGUUCUUCCUGCAUCACUCCUGGACGCCACACAGAGUCUGUCUUCUGAAAAUGUUGAUGUGACUGAGACUUGCCUCGAUUCUGUAAUAGCACGACUGAUGGAGAUAGAAAAGCUUCAGGCUGCUACCGUGCAGAAAGAAAAAGCAAAACUAGCUAGAUCCCGUCCAGCUACUGCUAACACACGAAACAGCAAACGUUUAAGAAAAAGUGACUUUCCAGGAUGCAAGACAGCGGUAUCAAGGGAUGCAGAGUGCAACUCAGUUGUGUGUAGUUUUACCAAACUUACAGUUUCUCCCAACUCUUCAUGCAGGUGCAGGCAUCAUACUUGCCCAAAACCAGGACAAGGAAGCAAAGGCAAGUUGCCACAUCCCACCUUGCCUAAAUGUCCUGACAGCAUGUCAGGCAAAUGCAAAACAGCUGAAACUGGGUUCCCAAAUUUCUCUGUUAAUGUGAAGGUCCCACAAAAACCCACAUUGCCAAACAGGACCAACAGUUUAACGACACAGAGAAGCUCUACGUCAGCUAAAAAGUCAACAGUUCCUAAAUUGAAAACAUAA
Tachysurus vachellii is the source of this 1240-nucleotide messenger RNA. Its product is annotated as protein FAM217A. The record is from RefSeq and is a predicted model, not a curated record. The coding region runs from base 383 to 1240 and encodes 285 amino acids. The transcript is spliced from 2 exons. Lineage: Eukaryota; Metazoa; Chordata; Actinopteri; Siluriformes; Bagridae.